AUGGACAUGGACAUGGGCAUAGACACGGGCACGGGCACGGGCACGGGCACAGACAAGGACACAGGCACAGGCACGGGCACGGACACGGACGCGGAUACGGACUCUGGCACGGGCACGGGCAUGGGCAUGGGCACAAGCACGGGCACAGGCACGGACACAGGCACGGGCACGGGCACAAACACGGACACAGGCACGGUCACAAGCACGGGCACGGGCACGGGCACAGGCACAAGCACGGACACGGACACGGACACGGACACGAACACGAACACGCGCACGGACACGGGCACGGGCACGGGCACGGACAAGGGCACGGGCACAGGCACGGACACAGGCACGGGCACGGGCACGAACACGGACACAGGCACGGUCACAAGCACGGGCACGGGCACGGGCACAGGCACAAGCACGGACACGGACACAGACACGGACACGAACACGAACACGCGCACGGGCACGGGCACGGACACGGGCACGGGCACGGACACGGGCACGAACACAUACACAGGCACGGGCACAAGCACGGGCACGGGCACAAGCAUGGACACGGACACGAACACGGACACGGACAUGGACACGCGCACGGGCACGGACACGGGCACAAGCACGGACACGGGCACGGGCACGGGCACAGACACGGGCACGGGCACGGACACGGGCACGGGCACGGGCACGAGCACGGACAAGGGCACGGGCACGGGCACAGGCACGGACACAGGCACGGGCACGGGCACGAACACGGACACAGGCACGGUCACAAGCACGGGCACGGGCACGGGCACAGGCACAAGCACGGACACGGACACAGACACGGACACAAACACGAACACGUGCACGGGAACGGACACGGGCACGGGCAUGGGCACGGACACGGGCACGAACACGUACACAGGCACGGGCACAAGCACGGGCACGGGCACAAGCAUGGACACGGACACGAACACGGACACGGACAUGGACACGCGCACGGGCACGGACACGGGCACAAGCACGGACACGGGCACGGGCACGGGCACAGACACGGGCAUGGGCACGGGCACGGGCAGGGGCACGGGCACGGGCACGAGCACGGACAAGGGCACGGGCACGGGCACAGGCACAAGCACAGACAAGGACACGGACACGGACACGGACACGAACACCAACACGCGCACGGGCACGAACACGGGCACGGGCACGGGCACGGAAAAGGGCACGGGCACGGGCACAGACACGGGCACGGGCACGGGCACAAGCACGGGCACGGACACGGACACGGAAACGGACACGGACACGGACACGGACACGGGCACGGGCACGGGCACAGGCACGGACACAGGCACGGGCACGGGCACGAACACGGACACAGGCACGGUCACAAGCACGGGCACGGGCACGGGCACAGGCACAAGCACGGACACGGACACAGACACGGACACGAACACGAACACGCGCACGGGCACGGACACGGGCACGGGCACGGACACGGGCACGAACACGUACACAGGCACGGGCACAAGCACGGGCACGGGCACAAGCAUGGACACGGACACGAACACGGACACGGACAUGGACACGCGCACGGACACGGGCACGGGCACGGACACGGGCACGAACACGUACACAGGCACGGGCACAAGCACGGGCACGGGCACAAGCAUGGACACGGACACGAACACGGACACGGACAUGGACACGCGCACGGGCACGGACACGGGCACAAGCACGGACACGGGCACGGGCACGGGCACAGACACGGGCACGGGCACGGGCACGGGCACAAGCACGGGCACGGGCACAAGCACGGGCACGGGCACAAGCACGGACACGGACACGGACACGGACACGGACACGAACACGGGCACGGACACAGGCACGGGCACGGGCAUGGGCAUGGACACGGGCACAGGCACGGGCACGGACUCAGGCACGGGCACGGGCAAAAGCACAGGCACAGACAUGGACACGGGCACGGGCACAAGCACGGGCACAAGCAUAGGAGGUCAGGGCUCUCAAUCAAGGAGGAAAGACUCCUCACAAACAAUGAAAAGGGUUUUUGAGUCGGGAGGCAACAACAACAACAACAACAACAACAACAAUGAGGCACUUUUGUCUGUGUGCCAGGAGACCUCACAUCAUACCUGCUCCAUCAGGGGAGCCCGUGCGCUUCUUUUAAGUCCUCCUGCUUUGGUGCCCUUCAUCUGCGGCCGCAGCCAGGUGGAAUUAGGCGUCAUUAUGUCUGACUACGCCGCGGUCGCUGGAGCGGAACUAACCUUUGACUUGAGCUCUGGAACGUGCAAAAAAACCAGCAGUCUUUCACUCUGCGUUACAUCAGCGGGAAGGAAGUGCAUGUGCUUUAUUGGAAUGUGCUGCUGGGUUGCAACUUGCAACCACCUCACCUUCAGGCACUUUCCAUUUGGCCUUGGAGUGCAAACGAGGGGUGCACACGGACAAGUGCGGGAGGACGACCAUGAAGAUGGAGAAGUGCAGGAGGAAGACCAUGAAGAUGAAACAAACUAA
Nerophis lumbriciformis (worm pipefish) is the source of this 2499-nucleotide messenger RNA. NCBI's taxonomy places the organism in Eukaryota, Metazoa, Chordata, Actinopteri, Syngnathiformes, Syngnathidae. The record is from RefSeq and is a predicted model, not a curated record.